Messenger RNA from Daucus carota subsp. sativus, 1120 nucleotides. RefSeq lists its product as uncharacterized. The transcript has a single exon. Lineage: Eukaryota; Viridiplantae; Streptophyta; Magnoliopsida; Apiales; Apiaceae. The record is from RefSeq and is a predicted model, not a curated record. Gene Ontology annotation, molecular function: S-adenosylmethionine-dependent methyltransferase activity. Bases 338 to 1120 code for a protein of 260 amino acids.
UUACCUCUACUAAUUGUCAAUUCACUCUACCAUCAUAAUUCACACAACAUUUGUCAUGUUCAUUCCAUAUCCAACAAAUUGCAACACGCCAAGUGGCCUCUUGAUAUAGCAUCAUUAUUCCUUAACCUCCUAGAUUAAGGGGGCGCUAAUCCACAUCUAAUCACCAAUGUAGGAUCUUUCCAGAGACAAAUUCCAAGCCUUCUCUCCUCACCUUUAAUCUCAACCAAAACUUCACAAACAAGAACCACUACUGCCUUGACUCCUCCUGCAUGUCCACUUCAUAUUAGUGUAAAUCUGUUCAUGGAAUGUGUAUGAUCAUGCAAAUGUUGCAGGAAGCAUGAAACCGAAUCAAUCGAAACCGAAACCGAAAAUAUCCAGAUGCUUUCUGUUUUCUCUUCUUCUGUCUUUGUUUCUUCUGUUUCUUGUUUCUAUUCAGUAUCACAGGCAACCUGAAACUCUGUUAGCUUUUACUUCCACCAUUACAGGAUCACAAAAACAGAAUGCCACCAAUCCUGAUAUACGGAUCCGACCUGGAUACGCCUCGUAUGAUGCCUAUAUCCAGCGUCAGCUCAACAAGACACUCAACCCUAAGCUCAGGAAGAUAUGGACCACUCGUGACUGGAACCGCAAGAUUAACGUCUUCUCCAACUUCUUCUCUGAACUAAGAGAGAAGGGGUUCUUGUCCAACUCCACGAAGGCGCUCUGUGUAGGGGCUCGUGUCGGGCAAGAGGUUGAAGCUCUGAGACGGAUAGGAGUAAGCGACUCAAUUGGUAUCGAUUUAGUACCUUACCCGCCACUGGUUAUUCGGGGAGAUUUUCACAAGCAACCAUUUGAUGACCAGGUUUUCGACUUUGAAUUCUCCAAUGUGUUUGAUCAUGCCUUGUAUCCAGAUAAAUUUGUAGGGGAGAUCGAACGUACCUUAAAGCCAGGAGGGGUGUGCGUAUUACAUGUUGCAUUGUCUACACGGUCGGAUAAGUUCUCAGCUAAUGAUCUGUAUAGUAUUAAAGGGUUGAUAUCUUUGUUUCGGUCCUCAGAACUGGUUCAUACUCGGAAAGUAGACGGAUUUGGGUUGGAUACAGAGGCGGUUUUCAGGAAAAAGAAGCUGAAACAGAGCUCAUAA